This is a messenger RNA of Phodopus roborovskii (desert hamster), 4130 nucleotides long. It is a transcript of the gene Gramd4, whose product is annotated as GRAM domain containing 4. Gene Ontology annotation, biological process: apoptotic process; negative regulation of toll-like receptor 9 signaling pathway. Lineage: Eukaryota; Metazoa; Chordata; Mammalia; Rodentia; Cricetidae. The record is from RefSeq and is a predicted model, not a curated record. Bases 162 to 1988 code for a protein of 608 amino acids. The transcript is spliced from 19 exons.
GCAGGACGUGAGCGCGCGACGCGGCGCCGCCACCGCGCUCGUGGCCGGCACCCGCGGGGCCGCGUAGUCCCGGCUUCCCGGCGCCGCUGGGCUCCCGGGAGGGCGGCAGGUGCAGCGGGGCCGGGUGGCCGGCCAGGGGGCACCGCGGCGGCGGCGGGUGGAUGAGAGUUGGCCCCGAUCACCCCGCAGGGGAAUCCUCCCGUCAUGUCCAGGUGAGGCCGAAGAGUGCCGUGCUGAACAUGCUCAGGAGGCUGGAUAGGAUCAGGUUCAGAGGCCACAAGAGAGAGGACUUCCUUGACUUAGCCGAGUCUCCAAAUGCCUCGGACACCGAGUGUGGAGACGAGAUCCCUCUGAAGACACCACGGCCCUCACCCCGGGACAGUGAGGAGCUCAGGGAUCCUGCUGGUCCAGGGACCCUCAUCAUGGCAGCAGGUGUCCAGGACUUUAGCAGGACAGAGUUUGAUCGGCUGAACGAGAUCAAGGGUCAUCUGGAAAUCGCCUUACUGGAAAAGCACUUUCUUCAGGAGGAGCUCCGGAAGCUUCGGGAAGAGACCAACUCAGAGAUGCUGCGGCAGGAGCUUGAUCGGGAGCGGCAGCGCCGGAUCGAACUGGAACAGAAAAUGCAAGAGGUGCUGAAGGCCAGGUCAGAGGAGCAGCCGGCACAGCCUCAGCAGCCGCCAAAGGGACAGAGCCACACCAGCAAUGGCACUGGCACAGACCGUCGCAGCCAGGGGCUGUCAGCCCGUGUACAGAAGUGGUUCUAUGAGAGGUUUGGAGAGUAUGUGGAGGACUUCCGCUUCCAGCCAGAGGAGAACACGGUGGAGACGGAGGAGCCCCUCAGUGCCCGCAGGCUAACUGAAAACAUGAGACGAUUGAAGCGUGGUGCCAAGCCAGUCACUAACUUUGUGAAGAACCUGUCUGCCUUAUCCGACUGGUACUCCAUCUACACCUCUGCCAUCGCCUUCACCGUGUACAUGAAUGCUGUGUGGCAUGGCUGGGCCAUCCCCAUGUUCCUGUUCCUAGCAAUUUUGAGGUUGUCCCUCAAUUACCUCAUCGCCAGGGGCUGGCGGAUACAAUGGAGCAUUGUGCCAGAAGUGUCUGAAGCUGUGGAACCUGCAAAGGAAGAUCUGACUGUGUCUGAGAAGUUCCAGCUGGUGCUGGAUGUUGCCCAGAAAGCGCAGAAUCUCUUUGGCAAGAUGGCCGACAUUCUAGAAAAGAUCAAGAACUUGUUCAUGUGGGUGCAACCUGAGAUCACACAGAAACUGUAUGUCGCUCUGUGGGCCGCCUUCCUAGCUUCUUGCUUCUUCCCCUACCGCCUGGUGGGGCUUGCUGUUGGCCUUUAUGCUGGCAUUAAGUUUUUCCUAAUCGACUUCAUCUUCAAACGCUGCCCGAGACUUCGAGCCAAGUAUGACACACCCUAUAUCAUCUGGAAGAACCUCCCUACUGACCCCCAGCUCAAGGAGCGUGCUGGUGCCACCGUGUCACGCAGGCUGCAGACAACCUCAUCACGGAGCUACGUCUCCAGUGCUCCAACCGGUCUGAGUAAGGAUGAAGAUGCUGGCCGAUUUCACAGCACCAAGAAGGGCAAUUUCCAUGAGAUCUUUAACUUGACUGAAAAUGAGCGCCCACUAGCAGUGUGUGAGAAUGGUUGGCGUUGCUGCCUCAUAAACCGAGACCGGAAGAUGCCCACGGACUACAUCAGGAACGGGGUUCUAUAUGUGACAGAGAAUUAUCUGUGCUUCGAAAGCUCCAAGUCUGGGUCCUCAAAGAGGAACAAAGUGAUCAAGCUGGCGGACAUCACAGAUAUCCAGAAGUACAAAGUCUUGUCCGUCCUUCCUGGCUCAGGCAUGGGGAUUGCUGUAUCAACUCCAUCAACCCAGAAACCCCUGGUGUUUGGUGCCAUGGUGCACAGAGAUGAAGCCUUUGAGACCAUUUUCAGCCAGUAUGUGAAAAUCACGUCUGCAGCAGCCUCUGGUGGCGACAGCUAGUAUUGACUCGAAGGUGUUGCUGGAAUCCUUUCUUAUCAUUGGCUAGAGGGUCAGAUGGGAUGUCCUUCUCAUCUUUGGCAAUAAUUCUGGACUAUGGCUGGUUAUGGCGGCCUGGGUUCUGCAUACCCAAAGGGCUUGGACUCUGGAUGGUGCCGGGCUGGCCCGUGCUGAGCUCGUGAAGCACCUUCGAGGACACCUGUGGACACAGGUGGGCAGAGGAUCCUCUUAACCUGUUUGAAGGAUGGCACACAAGGCAAUCGUCCUCAGACCUGGCUAAGCACAGCUCCUCAUUCUCCAUCCCGGCCUGGGUACAGACCCAGCACCUGCCAUCGUGAGAGGUUCCAUGAUCCCAUGAUCCCUCUUCUCCAGAGACUAGAGGCUUUUUUUCCAUCAAAGCCAUAGUUGGGAGUGGUUGUGGCCCCUUCUUGCCGGGAUGGUAAGGCAGACAGAAGUGGUGGGGAGGCCCCUUUCUGGUUAAAAAAAAAAAAAAAUGGCCAGUCAUCUCACUCAGUGGGUACUGCAAGGCUGUGGGUAGGACCUCUCAGGGUUUGGUAUGUUUGAGGUACCUCCCCUUCCAUUUUCAGUGUCUGGGCCUGAGCUGUCACUCAUCUGACCCAUCUUGGCUUGACACUCCAGCCAAGAGACCAGGCCAUUGGUUGAUGGACAGCAAGGGUCCAGAAUGGCGUGUUGGCAAAAGCACACUUUUUUUUUUUUUUAAACACUUGGCUUUCUGGGAAGGUUUUGAGGGCAUUUCCCACUCCAGCUGCUGUUCAGUGAGAAUCACUGGUAGUCUGGCUGGCGUUUGGCCUCCAGGAUGCAGCCCCUCCAAGUAAUGGGGUGGGUUCAGGGAGCUGGCCUGCAGGGCUGUCAGGGAGAUAGGGGAGGGCCCUGUGCCACAGGGGACACUGUGGGCAGAACCUAGAGGUUGGGCGUCCAAGUUGCCCUGUACCUCUAACAUCUUAACAGUAUUCCUUCUUCCUACAUGCUCAGCAAGGGCCAGGCAGACCCCGCCCUACCCAUGCUUCCUGCCCCAACCAAGGUGAAGACCACAGGGGUGGGUGAUCUUGCAGGCCUGGCCUCUGAAGGGUGCAACUACCACCCCACCUGUGCAUUUUCUGGGUGGGUCAUGACUCCUUCAGCUUGUCCUGAGUCCUUCAGGUGUCACUGAGAUUGUUUUUUUGAAGAAACAGAAGAUUCUAUUUUUUACAGAGAGCAAGCUGUUUUUCUUAUUUUUGUAUCAUUUUUCAAAUGUAAUUUUUACCUUUGCUCCAAUCCUCAUUUGCUGGUGUGGGUGUGAGGCCUGGUGGCUUGGGCUCAUGACACCCCAUUCCCAGGGGCUUCAGGCCACACACUGGGGUUGGGAAAGGCUUGCCAGGCAGCCGUAUCAAGCACACAUACCACCCCAGAUGUGCCUCAAAGGCCUCAUAGCUCCAGGUACAUGGGGGGGGGAGUCUGAACAUGGAGGCAGGACCCUCCACCCAGGGCUGUGGCUUGGGCCCUUGUAAUAUGCUCAUGCUCUGAAGAGCAUGGAGUGAGAUAAGGGAGGACCUGGUGGCACCCCUAACAUGCCAGAGGGGAGGAAAUAUGACCUCUGACCUGUCUCUGGGGAUGGCUGCAUGGGUGAUGACCACACAUGGUGGUUAAUGCUUUCUGAACUCUGGCAGUGCCCUGGGUUGGCGAAUGCUGCCCCGGGGUGCCACCCAGAGGCCUUGAGCUGAAUGGGCUUUUAGGAUGGAACAAGAGGUUUAGUUGGAGUCUCUUUCUCUUGGAAAGAGAGAUGAAGACUGACCACAGGCCAGGGAGACAGGGCUGGGCCAGGGGCCUGUGAAGGCGAUGGCAUACUUAGAGACACUGGGGUUUUUACUGGAUUGUGUGAUUUGAGCAAGUGUUUAAUUUCUGACUAAUCACUGACCUAGAAUGUUCAAUUUUGUAUGUCUGAAGCCUAAGUCUGUUUUGGAUCUGUACAUAAUUGUUAUUGGUGUAACUUUUGUUCUAUGAAAGGAUCAUAUUCUAUAAAGAACUGAUAGGAAGAAAAAUUCUCUGUCACUUUUUUUUCAUUUUUAAAGAAAAAUCUUGUUUAGAUACAAAGUCUUGUAUAAAUUAUAAUUUUUAUUUAAUAAACCUUAAAAUGCUCUGUGCUAA